Fusarium vanettenii 77-13-4 is the source of this 1437-nucleotide messenger RNA. RefSeq lists its product as uncharacterized. The transcript is spliced from 6 exons. The coding region runs from base 1 to 1437 and encodes 478 amino acids. Gene Ontology annotation, molecular function: transmembrane transporter activity. Lineage: Eukaryota; Fungi; Ascomycota; Sordariomycetes; Hypocreales; Nectriaceae. Gene Ontology annotation, biological process: transmembrane transport. Gene Ontology annotation, cellular component: membrane. The record is from RefSeq and is a predicted model, not a curated record.
AUGGAAGGCCAAACGAAGCGGGAAAUACCAUCGGCGCGCGAAUGCCGACGCGUGCUGUUAAAGACUGAUGCUGUGGUCUUGCCGCUCUUGACGAUUGCCAUGACUUUGGGUUUCCUGGACAAGGCAAGUACUCUUAUUAAUGCCUUGUCAUUCGCGGCUCUCUGGGGCCUCAAGGAGGACACGCAUCUCAUCGGUCAAGAGUACAGCUGGCUCGGCAGCAUCUUCUACUUCGGCUACCUCUUCGCCGAGUUCCCCAACCUGUGGCUUAUCACACGAGUGCCAAUCGGAAAGUACAUCGGUGGGUGUCUAACAGCGUGGGGGGCUACUCUGUGCCUCGUGGCUGUCUGCCACAACUUUGCCGGCGUGGCCACCAUUCGGUUCUUCUUGGGCGCCUUCGAAGCUUGUUUGCUGCCGUGCAUGAUGCUUCUCAAUUCUAUGUGGUAUCGGCGAGAGGAGCAGCCUUUGAGAACUGCCAUCUGGUGCAAUACCCUUGCCGGUGUGUUUGGUGGUAUCUUGGCGUAUGCCAUUGGCAAGAUUGAGGGCCCUUUGGCAACUUGGAAGUACAUAUUCAUCAUUUAUGGGGUCGUGACUGUUGCUAUGGGCAUCGUGACCCUGGCCUUGCUCCCUGAUACUCCAGCAAAUGCCUGGUUCUUGAAGUCUGAGGAGAAGGCUAUUGCAGUUCAGCGACUAGCAGGCAACCAAACAGGCGUAGAAAGAAGCAAAAACUUCAACUUGUCACAGAUUAAAGAAGCCGUGCUCGACCCCAAAUGGAUCAUAUCGUCUCUUGGUGUCUUCGCAUAUUCAGUUACAAACGCCAGCAUCACAAACUUCAAUCCUCUCAUAAUAUCUGGCUACGGUUUCUCUCAGAGCCGAACAGCCUUGCUAGCAACGCCCCAGGCAGCUGUUGCCAUGGUCGCUCAAGCCGGGUUCUCGGCAAUCACUUUUUAUGUACCAAAUCUUCGAUGCCUAUUCUGGGUCCUUUCAGCAUGCCUCGCCAUGGUAGGCGCCAUCAUGGUACACGUCCUCGACGCAGAGCUAUACCGAAAUGUCAGUCUAGCAGGUGUCUAUCUCAUGGGAUUUUACAAUCCUCCCUUUAUUCUAGCCGUGAGCCUACAAACUUCCAACACGUCUGGGACAACUAAGAAGAGUUUCGUGUCUACUUCAAUAGCAGUCUGGUAUGCUCUGGGAAACAUUGUUGGUCCACAGUUCUUCCUCGAAACAGAGGCCCCUCGUUAUCAGACAGGUAUCAUCGCCCUUGUAUGCUCGUUUGCUGCCGUGGCUGUCUGUGGUAUCGCUUAUGGUGCAUUUUGCAUAUUUGAGAACAAGAGGAGAGACCAAAAGUUUGGUGAACCCAGAGAUAUAGUUGAGACUGGGCUGGCUGUUGAAGAGGAAGACUUGACAGAUAUCCAAAACACCAACUUUCGGUACACGCUAUAG